Molecule: messenger RNA, 2864 nt
Organism: Crotalus tigris (Tiger rattlesnake)
Lineage: Eukaryota; Metazoa; Chordata; Lepidosauria; Squamata; Viperidae
Gene: KDSR
Product: 3-ketodihydrosphingosine reductase
Exons: 10
Coding region: 195-1205 (336 amino acids)
Biological process (GO): sphingolipid biosynthetic process
Cellular component (GO): endoplasmic reticulum membrane
Molecular function (GO): 3-dehydrosphinganine reductase activity
Source: RefSeq, a predicted model, not a curated record
CUGCUUCCCAAUGAGAAAGCAGCUCUAGUUUUCUUCCCGUCCCCUCGUUCUAGGGUUAGUUUCCUUCAAAAAGAAGCCGUGGUACGCCUUCGUUGGCUGACCGGGUCGCUCAGUCGAGCCGAACCGCAGACGGGAGGGCGCCGGCGCUUUUGGCGGAGGGCUUCAGUCGAGUCUGUGGCAUUUGUGGCGCAGUGAUGCCGGGCGCGGUUCUGCUGGUGGCGGCCACGGGGGUCGCUCUCGUUGUGGCCUUUCUGCUGCUUCUCUACCUUGUCUUGCCGCUCAACUAUCCCAAACCGCUGUCGUUGUCCGGAGCUCACGUUGUGGUAACUGGAGGCUCCAGUGGCAUUGGGAAAAGCAUUGCUAUUGAGUGCGUCAACCAGGGUGCUUUUGUGACACUGAUUGCAAGAAAUGAGAAACGUCUCUUGGAGGCCAAGAAAGAAAUUGAGACAUUUUCAGUUAAUGAUAAGCAGGUUGUGCAUUCUAUUUCUCUUGAUGUUUCCAAAGAUUAUGCAAAUGUGGAGAAGUUGCUUAAACAAGCUCAAGAAAAGUUGGGUCCUGUUGACAUGCUUGUUAACUGUGCUGGAACAUCAAUAACUGGAAAAUUUGAAGAUAUCGAUACCUAUAGGUUUGAGCAAUUAAUGGCUAUCAACUAUCUGGGUAGUGUUUACCCAACUCGUGCAGUAGUUGGUAAAAUGAAGGAAAGAAGAAUGGGGAGGAUUGUGUUUGUGUCAUCACAGGCUGGACAAGUUGGUGUUUAUGGCUAUUCAGCUUAUUCUGCAACAAAAUAUGCUCUUAGAGGAUUAGCCGAAUCUUUACAUAUGGAGGUAAAACCAUAUAACAUAUGUGUGACUAUUGCCUAUCCUCCAGAUACAGACACACCUGGCUUUGCAGAAGAAAGUCAGAACAAGGUGUUAGAAACCAAACUUAUUUCAGAAUCAUCAUCAAUCUGCCAACCUGAAUAUGUUGCCAAAAUUAUUGUUAAGGAUGCUGUUCAAGGAAAAUUUACUAGUUCUUUUGGUGCUGAUGGUCACGUGCUGACAAUAUUGACUAAUGGAAUGGCCCCAGUUUCUUCCAUUGCUGAAAUCCUAGAGUCGAUUAUGUUCCUGGGCAUUUUUCGCUUGGUCAGUCUGUAUUUUAUAGCAGGUUUUGACAGUAUUGUUCGCCGUUGCAUGAUAGAAAAAGAGAAAUCUGAAAAGACAGACUGAAGUAGAACAAUGCUUUGAACUGAAUCCUGAUUAGAAAGGUGGACAAUUCGUUGUUACAUAGGACCAUGCUUGUGUGGUCUGAAUAUGCCUCAUAGUGAUAUAUAUGCUGAAGUGAUGGUGAUCUUCAGUAGUGAAAGAAGGAAACAAAUGAACAAUUCCAGAAAAAGUGCUACUGAAGAAGACUGCUGUUUUUAUUUUCUGUUAUUUGAAAUUAUAGAUGUUGCCUUAGAAAUGAAUUUAUGAAAGAGCAGAGCUUCAGAGUAGUCUUUUUGCUGGUAAUUCUGCACAAAUACAUCGUUUUAGCAGUUUUGAAGGAUUUAGUCAAUGGUGAAUUUAAUCCAGAAUUGAAGUAAACAACUUGGUCUCUUCCAGAUAUUGAGGACUACAAUUUUCACAGAUGUCUGCCAUUGUCCCUGCUAUUGCCCUCCCCCUCUUCCUGUCCCCUCCAAGCCUUGGGGAAUGUAGGGUUGCCUAACCAAAUCUAAAAUACAGUUAACGUAUUUCUGUGGUGUAGAACAGAUCUCAAUUGCCUCAGAUCUAACCCUUAUUUUGUACCUCUCAAAAGUCAUGCAGUUGAGUUGUCUUGCCCAUACUGACACUUUAAAUAAACAAAAGCUCUUUUUUUACAAUUUAAAUUAUAGUUAGUCAUGGGAGGAAGACUAUAUCAAAUGGGAGAACUAACCUUUCGUAGGUCGGCUCCAUUGGAUUUAAUAUACCGGGUCAAGAAUUGGUAGGUUUCCUCCCAUGUAUUCUUGGGACCUGGUCUAAUAAGAUAUAGUAAUUAAUCUUUUCUGCUCUUAAGUGCAUAGUUUUGUGAAGUAUUCAUUCUGUUUUAUUACGCACUGUACCUGGAUGGCAGGAUAUUAUUAAUAUGUUCCAAAGUUCCCAGUGUGGGAGCAAUGAAGAAUUUUUUAAUUGUUACAAAUCUUCGGGAAAAAUGAAGGACCCAUGACUCACUGAGAAACUGGGAUGUGUGUUUUUUUCUGUUUCUGCCUUAUGCCUUGACUAUAAAUAAAGCAGAUGUAAAGUGUUGCUACAUAAUAAACAUUGUCUGUAAUUUAAUUCAUGCUUACUCUUUGCCAGCUCAGUAAGAGGCAGAGGUGGGUUUACAUUGUAUUAAACAAAUGGAAAUUAUUAAGUUGUAUGCUUGAUACUCUUAAACAUUGCACAAGAACAUGCUUAGUUUAAUCCUAUGUGGUAAUGUCACUUGCAAUAUUAUUUUAAGGUUUUAAACAUAGGAUGUCAACAUUUAAUAUUUAAAAAAAAGCUUUUAGUGCAGCGAUCCCCAAUCUUUCCGGCUCUGCGGACUGAUAGUGGUGGUGGUGGUGGAGGGGAUGGUUUUGCAUGCACAACCUAAUCCCAUGCAUGCGCAAAUGGAGCUUUGCAUAUUUGCAUGGCCCGGUUCCCAACGCGCCGCAGACCAGUACCAGUAUGUACAUCUGGAAAUUUAUCAUCCAGAUGCAAGGACUUGGGUAUUUAGCCAAUUGAGUGUCUAAUUUGAAAGGAUGGAGUUAGUAUAAUAAUGGUCUUCAUAAGCUCUAUGCAAUAUACUCUUAAGGUCUCAUAAACUUGAAACUUCAAAUUUCACUCCCAUAAGUUUCAGAUAAACUGUAUGCUGGGAGGAAAGCAACUAUAUUUUUAGAAUGUUUUAAUUGGAAC